CUUCCUGCAGCCGCCGCCAUGGCGCCGCGCCGCGCUGUCGCCUGCCUCCUGCCGCUGCUGAUGGCCGCGGCGGCGAGCGCGGGGCUCGGCGGCUACUUCGGCACCAAGUCCCGCUACGAGGAGGUGAACCCGCACCUGGCGGAGGACCCGCUGUCCCUGGGGCCCGUCGCCGCCGGGGCGCGGCUGCCCGCCGCCUGCGCCCCCCUGCAGCUCCGCGCCCUGCUCCGCCACGGCACCCGCUACCCCACGGCCGGGCAGAUCCGCCGCCUGGCCGAGCUGCACGGCCGCCUCCGCCGCCGCCCGGCCGCCGCCGCCGCCGCCUGCCCCGCCGCCGCCGCCCUGGCCGCCUGGCAGAUGUGGUACGAGGAGAGCCUCGACGGGCGGCUGGCGCCGCAGGGCCGCCGCGACAUGGAGCACCUGGCCCGCCGCCUCGCCGCCCGCUUCCCCGCGCUCUUCGCCGCCCGCCGCCGCCUGGCGCUGGCCAGCAGCUCCAAGCACCGCUGCCUGCAGAGCAGCGCCGCCUUCCUCCGCGGCCUCGGGCCCUCCCUCAGCCUCGGCGGCGACGAGUCGGAGAUCGAAGUGAACGACGCCUUGAUGAGGUUUUUCGAUCACUGCGACAAGUUCGUAGCCUUCGUGGAGGAGAACGAUACAGCAAUGCACCAAGUGAAUGCCUUCAAAGAGGGGCCUGAGAUGAGGAAGGUUUUGGAAAAGGUAGCAAGUGCCUUGUGUUUGCCAGUGGAGGAGUUAAACGCAGAUCUUGUUCAAGUGGCUUUUCUCACCUGCUCAUAUGAGUUGGCUAUAAAAAAUGUGACCUCCCCAUGGUGUUCGCUCUUCAGUGAAGAGGAUGCCAAGGUACUGGAAUACUUGAAUGACCUGAAGCAAUACUGGAAGAGAGGAUAUGGCUAUGACAUCAAUAGUCGCUCCAGCUGCAUUUUAUUCCAAGAUAUCUUCCAGCAGUUGGACAAAGCGGUGGAAGAGAGCAAAAGUUCAAAACCCAUUUCUUCACCUUUGAUUGUACAAGUUGGGCAUGCAGAGACACUUCAGCCACUGCUUGCUCUUAUGGGUUUCUUCAAAGAUGACGAGCCUCUCAGGGCAAACAAUUACAUCAGGCAAGCGCAUCGGAAAUUUCGCACUGGCCGGAUUGUGCCUUAUGCAGCCAACCUGGUAUUUGUGCUUUACCACUGUGAUCAAGUGAAAACCUCUAAAGAGGAGUAUCAAGUGCAGAUGUUGUUGAAUGAAAAGCUGAUGCCGUUUCAUCACUCAAAUGAAACCAUCUCUACUUACGCAGACUUCAAGGACUAUUACAAGGACAUCCUUCAAAACUGUCACUUCAAAGAAGUGUGUGAGUUGCCAAAGGUUAAUAUUACUGCCAUUGACGAACUUUGAGGGAAUGAAAUGGAGUGGAUGUUUUGGAAAUCGCUCUCAGUUCUCUUCAACAGAAGUUGCGAACAAGCACUUUCUAUGAUUUGAUGCUGCUGUGUGGACUUUCUAAACUUGCAGAUUUGAUAGCCGUUAUUUCCCUGGGUUGUCUUGGUCAGCUGAAUGCACUGUUUGUUUAUUACAUAAGCAAAAGUACAAAAGCAAAUUCUGUAAUGGGAAUGUCACUGAGUAUUUGUAACAAAUGUGAUGCAAGAUGAAGCGUACCGAUAUGUUUAUGUGUACGAAUAAGUAAUUUCCUAGGUCAUUCCUCUUAUGAAUGUGCUGUAGAUAGAUUUAAGAGCUGGGACAAUAUUUUAUUUUGUCAGAGCUGAAGGUGCUUGAACUGAUUCAGUAUUGCUUUGCAUUGCCUUGUUUGUUAGCUGUUGUUUUCCUAUGUCAGGCAUGAAAUAAUCCAAAUCUGUGAGCAUUUUUGUUCCUUUUCCUGAGCCUCUAGGAGGGAGAGGGUACAAACUUCUUCUCCACAGCUGACCAACUUCUCCCUGGACAUCACCACGUGAACAUCUCAGUUGGGGACUAAAAGCAGGAGGACUUGCUGUGUUCCUGUGUGCAUUAUCUGCCUGAAAAGGGCCAACGAUUUACAGUUCUUAAAGUCCUCAUCGACCCAUCCAGCAUAGCAAGUUAGCCAGCAGGGUAGGUAAGUUCUCAACAAGAAGGGGCUGGGGAAGAGAGAGGGAGUGGGAAAUAGCCACUUUUCCUUUGAAGUGCUCCAGGAUAUGCAGCAGUUGUUCUCCAGCUGUCUGGUGUUUCCUUUUACUUGACACUAUCAAUUCCUUGUGUUAAAUGUUUGGGCUGGGGCAUUCAGGGUAGGCUCUGUUAGGGGUUUGAACAUCCCAGUCCUCCUCAUAUGCUGGCAGUUUUCUUAGAGCCUCUGGUUGGAAGGGACCAAUGGAGGUCUCCAGUCCAUCCUGCUUGAAACAGGAUUAUUGCUAACCCCAAAUCGGGGCAAGCUUCUGACUUUGAAAGGUAUCUGUCUGAGACCUGAGUUCCGCUAGCAUUAAAGCACUGAACCUGGUAUCACUUACAUAGGCCUUCUAUAUUUGAUAUGCCAGCUUGUUCUUGAAAUAAAGCUGGUUUUAAAGACGUGAAUUGCAUAAAGGUACCAGUGAUCUUUGAGAGUGUCUGCACUUAAAGCAGGUUUACUUGCUGCUGAAAAAUAUAGAGUAUUUUAGAGUACUACAGUAAAGCAGAAAAAGGAAUAACGAAGAUAAUUGUCCAGAAAUACCUGAAAUAAAAAAAGCAAGACAAGUUAAAAUCCCUUCAUUGUCCCUAAGGGAACAGCUGGGUGAACAAGCUGUCCCAAAACAAAUGAGGGUGUGGUUUUAUGGUGCUCCUGCAAUGAGCACUUGCACCCUAUAACGAGUGCUCCAGAGCUCAGCCCAUAAAGUGAGAGGUAGUUUGCUGUGUUCACUGGGGAGGGGGGGGGGUGAAGGGGUGCCAUAAGUGGUUACAGCAGGGUAUUGUAUGCAAUAUAAACAUUUAUACCCUCAUUUACUUCAGGGUAGCCUCACCUGCAGAACUGAGAACUUAACUGUUGAAAAAAAAAAAAAGAGAGAAAGAAACCUGGAAUGGUUCACAAUUUAGAAAUUAAACUAAGUCUGCAGUGUUUUGUUUGUUUGUUUGUUUGUUUGUUUUUCCUAGAUGAUUUAGGCUUCUGUCACUUGUUUUUAUGUAGCUGUAUUAAACAAACAAACAAAAAAAUCUGAGUUUACAUAUCUGUAAGUUAAGGAACAAUUGAAAACCUGUUUUUUAGAGUAUCAUUUUACCAGUGAAAUGAUUGUGAUGACUUUUUUCAUCUGUUUUUGCUGUCGUAACUUAAGUUAGGGGCUCUCCUUACAGUGUGAGACAGAAACCUGUUUUGUUAGUGCACUGACUUCUAUGGAGACCGUGGUUCUGCUCACUGAAGAUACUCAUAAAAAAUGGUGAAUAUUUUAGCAUAAAUAUCCUGGUAAAAUACUUGUGUAUUUUAGCUCUGUGGAUCUGUUUCUGAAAUAGGUGAAUGGCUAGGGAGGAAAUCAGUACUUAAACACACAUAGGAAUGUAGGUCAGGAUAAUUGUCAGCAGCAGCAUAAAAGUUUUACUGCUGUUUUAUAUCAGCUUUAUGUCUCCUUUUUAGCAUGAUCCUGCUUUGAGACUGAGUCAAUCGAUCAUAAGAGGCAUCUGCCACAGUAAUUUUGAACUUUAUUGCAGGACAAUGUUUGAGGCAAGCUACAAAGAAUAAACCUUGUUUAAAGGCAGUAAAGUUUGGUAAAUAGCAGAUGUAAGAUUGAGAAAAUUCACCUUUGAACAAUUUUUUGUGGAUGAGUCAUCCUAUUCUGUGAUGAGUCAUGUUGAGAACAGAAGGGAUGAAAGCCUGACUGCCAGAGAUGAAUGGAAGAUUUACAUUUGUCGGUUUUGUGUUGGAUUGAUUUUACCCAUCCUAUUUGUUAAAAGAUAAGGCUGCCUUCUUUGCAGAGGAAGAAUACAUUACCCUCUUUUUUUUCUUCUUUUUUUUCUUUUUCUAUCAUGUGCCAGACAAGGUGGAAGAACCAAAUAAUCCCUUCUGUAGUGAAACAUCAUUCGCUUCUGCAUUAAAGUUGAUAGUAUGAUAAAUAAAUAUUGGGCAAGGGACUUCACAGAUGACUCUUCAGAGGCUGUUCCCUAUUUUGCCUAGGAGUACAGGUCCACUGUAUCUCUUGCAUAGUGGAUGUAGCUUCAGUGGCUAUCACCAAUUAACUGAGGAGAAACGUGUGCCAUUUGGUUUGUACGGGUCUGUAUUUACAGGCUGCACUGACUCACUCAGCUGGCAUAACUAGAGGCUGAAUGUGGAAACUUGGCACAACUGUAGCAACAGGAGUGUUUGGACCUGUGUAUAUGUGCUAGGCACUUGUCCAUGUGACUAAUUCUCACUGCUAGGGAUGUGACUUCAGGAUGACCCUGUUAUUAAAAAAAAAAACCAAAAAAACGCAAAACACACACACAGAGCAAAACAACCAAAAAUACAUGCGUAUGUCUAAAAAGGAAAACUAAAACAGAUCAAAGUAUUUCCCUAAAGUUGGCACUAGCUCAGUGAGCAGGGUGUGAAGAGGCUACCACAUCUAAUGGCACCGCAAGUUACCACAUCCUGAAAAAGCCCUGCGUGGAAAACGAUGCUUUCUCUUCCCUCACGCAUCUCUGACAGAACACCUCGAGUCAGUCCUCCGGUGAAGACUCCGUUUGUAACUUUACUCAAACUGGAACCUUUCAUUUAUGAAAAAUACUGACAGUGUUCUUGGACACUGGCAUUGAAUGCAUUUGAAAUAUAUUUAAUUCUGCUGUAUGUCUAAAGCUUUACUAAUGUUUCUGGCAAACUCAUUUUUCCUUCUUUUUAAGUACUGUUACUGUAAUUCUGGUAAGCAUGGAGCUGCCUAAUCGCUGUAUGCGACAUGAAUUUGUGAUAAUGUGGGACUAACUGGAUGCAUUUGAGAACUCAUUUUGGAUUUUUAGUGCUGUGAAAUAAAACUGCACACUUUCUUCAUCUGUUUUAUCAGCAAUAAUAAUAAUGUGAUCUGUAGCAUCGUGGCUGUGUUCUGCUUGAAAUACAUUUGGUAAGUUGCUAUUACUUUCA
This is a messenger RNA of Cygnus atratus (black swan), 5023 nucleotides long. RefSeq names its product multiple inositol-polyphosphate phosphatase 1 (gene MINPP1). The transcript is spliced from 5 exons. The record is from RefSeq and is a predicted model, not a curated record. Bases 19 to 1386 code for a protein of 455 amino acids. NCBI's taxonomy places the organism in Eukaryota, Metazoa, Chordata, Aves, Anseriformes, Anatidae. Gene Ontology annotation, molecular function: inositol phosphate phosphatase activity; acid phosphatase activity.